This is a messenger RNA of Betta splendens (Siamese fighting fish), 1711 nucleotides long. RefSeq names its product golgin A7 family, member Ba (gene golga7ba). The coding region runs from base 62 to 673 and encodes 203 amino acids. Gene Ontology annotation, biological process: peptidyl-L-cysteine S-palmitoylation; protein targeting to membrane. The record is from RefSeq and is a predicted model, not a curated record. The transcript has 5 exons. Gene Ontology annotation, cellular component: palmitoyltransferase complex. Lineage: Eukaryota; Metazoa; Chordata; Actinopteri; Anabantiformes; Osphronemidae.
AAGUCCGUGCUACACUUAACGUCCAAACCCAUAUGAGACAGUGGAGAAGGGCACAUGAUGUAUGACAGCGGCUGCGGUAGCCCCGCCUCCCCUCUCUCCUCCCCCACCCUCACCCUCCCAUCCUCAUCCCUCCCUGUGUCCCACUAAAGCGAUUUCGCGCAGCCAGGGACUCGUCCCUGCGGUCACGGAUGGCAACAUGGCGACAGAGUUCCACAACCUGCAGGAGUUGAGGCACAGCGCAUCUCUGGCCAACAAGGUUUUCAUCCAGAGAGAUUACAGUGAAGGGACCACCUGCAAGUUUCAGCUCAAGUUUCCCUCUGAGCUCGACAGCAGGAUUGAGCGGACGCUGUUUGAGGACACCGUGAAGACACUGAACAACUACUACGCCGAGGCUGAAAAGAUCGGAGGACAGUCAUACCUGGAGGGCUGUUUGGCCUGCGCUACGGCUUAUCUCAUCUUCUUCUGCAUGGAGACGCGUUAUGAAAAGGUCCUGAAGAAGAUCGCCAAAUACAUUCAGGAACAGAAUGAGAAGAUCUACGCUCCCAGAGGACUGCUCAUCACAGAUCCUAUAGAAAGGGGAAUGCGUGUGAUAGAGAUUUCCAUUUAUGAAGACCGGGGCUCCAGCGGCUCCAGCUCAGGGAGUAGCUCGGUGUCUGGCAGCACUGCUCGAUGACUGGGCCCUUCCCAAAAACGACAUCCAAACCUGGAAGACAAUCUAGGACAAUGACACCACUCCUGUCCCAACACUUACAUCCAGAAACCAAUCUCACAAAAGCACUUCACUAGUUUUCUCUUGUUAACUGCCAUCACAUGCUUCAAUUCUUCAGGCGUCGUUUCCAGUAAAGUCCUAAAGUGUUAAUACAACCAUGCAUCAGGAUGUAUUUGUGUCAGUGAACAGAGAAAUGAUCCUAGCUGGUAAUACUUUGUGGGAUUUGCUGCCUUCAUGUCUUGGCUGGUGGGCAGAAUGAAACAGCAGAAGGAUGUGAGAGCAAACAAGGAUGGAAGUGUUGAGACAGGAGUGAGGACCACAAACCUCACUAAACCUCAUACCUCAACAACCACAUCCGCACCACGUGGACCAGGUCAACCACAGCCAAACCCUGCCCAUGCGAGACCAACCAGGACACUGGGCUACGCUCAGCAACGCCACCCUCCAGACACUGGCUUUAAAAUAUCAUGUGUAGCACUGUCUGUGUAUGCAGACUCUUAGCAAAGUAAGUAUCACCCACCCAGAGCCUAGAGAAAGUGUAUCGACCCUCUUCUUCACUCAUCUCUGCUCAGUGCUAGCAGAGGAUGUCAUCCAUCCUGUCCAUGUAUGUAAUGUAGCAGCUCCUUCAUCUUCAUGAAACCUAUCUUUAAUUCAUCCAACUUAAUCUACUGCACAAAUAUAACCUAGGUACUAACCUCUGGGUUCCAACCAAACUCAACUUGAGAGAUCAACUCUUCCGAAAUUCAGAUUAUGCAAAAACCUGCUGUGCAUUAAAUGUCACAGUAAGCAGACAAAGGAUGGGUCAAAACGUCUUCCUAAAUCAUCGUAGUGAUUUGCACCAACCCUUCCCUGAUUUCUGAAUACACUUCCAAAGAACAAUACCUGCCAAACACUGGCUCACUAAUGUGAACAUGUCUUUUAUUUAGUGCAAGAGCCAAGUUUCAUACUGCUUAUUGUUUGAUACACAUAUGACUGGUGUCAAAUAAAUACUGUUUCAUCACA